AUGUCUGUCUGUCUGUCCUUGCUGGCAGAUAAACCCUCUGUAAUGCAGGGGAUGUUUUACAAGGCCCAGCUCCCUGGGAUGUGUCUGUCAAGCACAAGUUGUUGCCUCUGGAAAAGGAGUUAUUGAUUUUAGCAGCUUCAAAGCCCGUGGACACCACUGGGCUGGAUGGGAAGUGGGAGGGGGGUGGCUUUUGAAGGCUUGUAAGGCUUUAAGGAGAGAUGAAGUUCACAUGGCUGAAUGUGUUAUUUUACUAAAUUAAAAGUAUUUCUUCUUUUCAAGGGUGAAGUGACUCCUCAGCCCUUGUCAGAAGAUGCUUAAGUGACAGCCCAGUUAGACCCCACCAUGGAGAAGACAGAAGCAGAUGGCCAGCCACUCAAACCCGACGGGGACAGGGAGCAGCCCCGCAGCCUCCCCUACUCCCUGGAGACACCCUACGGCUUCCACUUGGACCUGGACUUCCUGAAGUACGUGGAUGACAUCGAGAAAGGCAACACCAUCAGGAGGGUCCACAUCCAGCGCCGAGCCAAGCAGCCCAAAUUCAGCACCCUGCCCCGAAACUUCAGCCUGCCCGAGAGCGGCUCCCGCGCCUGCCCCACCGCCGCUCCCAGCAAGAGCUGGACCUCGACCUGCUCCUUCCCGCAGCGAAAAGCAUCCCUGGGCGAGGAGCCCUCCCGAGCCCUGCUGCCCACCGAGGCAGCUCCCGAGGAGCCCAGCUACCGGAGGAGAGCGCUGCUGGCGGAGACACGGCGGCAGGCGGGGCUGGGAUGGCCGCGGGAUGCGGGGCUGGAGCGGCCGAGGGAUGCGGGGCUGGGAUGGCCGCAGGAUGCGGGGCUGGAGCGGCCGAGGGAUGCGGGGCUGGAGCGGCCGAGGGAUGCGGGGCUGGACCGGCCGAGGGAUGCGGGGCUGGAGCGGCCGAGGGAUGCGGGGCUGGGAUGGCCGCAGGAUGCGCUGCGGGCGCGGCCGCAGCUGCUGCGAGCCUCCAGCCUGCCCGAUGCGCUGCCCCCCGGUCAGACUCCCCCGGCCGGAUCCUCGCCCCUCCGGACCCUCCCGCAGCACUGCCGAGACCAGGGCGGCUCUGAAAGCAUCUCCGGCCGCAGCUCGGACAGCAGCGCCGUGACCCCGCCGCGGGAGAUGGGCUCGGAGCAGGAUGGAUCCUUAGGGCAUCCCGGCGGGAUUGUGCCGGGGCCGGGCCCCGUGCAGCCCCCCUGGCUGAACCAGCAGCUGCAGGUGGUGAUGGAGAGCAGGGGAGAGGAGGGCGAUGCCGCCGAUGCCGGAUCCGAGGUGGCCAGGGCUGAAGCAGCAGCGCCGGCUGCCCUCCGGCUGGCAGAGGAGAACGGGAACCCUGCGGGAAGGGCGCUCAGUGUGAGUGAGAUGGACCUGAACGUGCUGAAGGAAGGUGAGGAGAGGGAUGUGCAGGCUGGAGGGGACAAGGAAAGCGCUGCUCCCCAGGUUCCUGUUGCUGGGGUCACAGCGCUGAAGCAGCAGAUCGCUCACCUGGAGGAGCAGCUGGCCAAGAAGAAAGAGGAGCUCGAGCAGGUCAGGGCAGUGCUGGAGCAGCAGGACCGUGAGAUCCAGGAGAAGGAGGAAAGCAUCAAGCUGCUGGCCAGCUCCAAAACUCAGCUGGAAGAGCAGCUGUGCCAGGAGAAGCUCAAAGAGGCUGAGCUGCGGGGCAGUGGGGCCGUGCAGUGCCGGGAUGCUGCAGUGAACACGGAGCUGUCACAGCUGGCAGGGCUCAGGCAGGCCCAGGACAAAGCCAUCAAUGUCAAUAUCCCCCCUCCCAGCAGAUCCAUCGGCUGCGGCGUGCCCAGGGCAGACAGCAGCGCCCGGGGCAGGGAGGUGGGUGUGUGCAGGGAGCAGGGACUGGCUCCAGCACGGGGACAUCCUGGUGAAGCCAGCGUGGAAGCCGGGAUUCCUGCUCCGUGCUUCACCCAGCUGCACAUCCACGAGCACCCCGGCGACGACAACCAGAACCACCAGAACUCCCUCGGCCCAAACGCAGCCGAAAGCAAGGCAGGCUUUGGAGAAGAGGAACCUCAGGAAGGUGCCCCUGGGCAGGAGGAGCUCCCAGCUGUCGACCCCAUCGGCCAAUACGUGAAAAAGAUCCAGGAGCUGCUGCAGGAGCAGUGGCUGUGUUUGGAGCACGGGUACCCCGAGCUGGCCAGCGCUAUCAAGCAGCCAGCCUCCAAGCUCAGCUCCAUCCAGAACCAAUUAGUUAAUUCCCUCAACUCCCUGCUCUCUGCCUACUCCUCACAAGGGCCUGUGGAUAAGGAGAAUUCCAACACGCACUAUCAGCAGCUGGAAAACUCUCCAACCACAAGUCUUAAAUCCAUCAUGAAAAAGAAAGGUUAUGGUUUCCAUGCAGGAGGCAAUGGGACCAAAAAGAAUCUCCAGUUUGUUGGGGUAAAUGGUGGCUACGAGACAACAUCAAGUGAAGACACGAGCGGUGAGGACAGCGCGUCAGACAGCGACACCGAGACUGAGGGCAGAGCUGGGGACGAGGAGCCCGAGCAGGCUGGAAGGGAGAGCAAAGAGGCUUCCUCGGGGGAGAAAAGUGAGGAUGAUGAUGGUGAUGAGCAGGAGGCAUCAGCAGGAGCAGCACCCUGCUCUCAGCACCAGGCUCACAGAUGCAAACCCUCCGAAGAUUUCCUUGCUGCCUGCCAGCUCCUCAGUGAGCACCUCCCAGAAAUCAGGAGCACAAGCAACAAACAUCUGCAGCACAUGCUCGGCCCCAUCUCCCAGGAGUGGUUCCAGGUGUCCAGCCACAAGACUUCCAGCCCAGAGGUGGUGGCAGAAUACCUGGAGGUGCUGGGGGACAUCCAGCCCCAGCUGCUGGAGGCCGUGGUGAACCUGCCUGACAGGAAUGGCAACACUGCCCUGCACUACAGCGUCUCCCACUCCAACUUCCCGGUGGCAAAGCUCCUGCUGGACACAGGUAUGUGCUGCCUGGACCUGCAGAACCGUGCUGGCUACACGGCCGUGAUGCUCACACCUCUGGCGGUCCCUGAAACCCGCCAGGACAUGGAGGUGGUGAUGAGGCUGCUGAAGGAGGGGGAUGUCAACCUGAGAGCUGCCCAGGGAGGCCAGACCGCCCUGAUGCUGGGGGUGAGCCACGACAGGGAUGACAUGGUGAGAGCCCUGCUGUCCUGCCAGGCCGAUGUCAACCUGCAGGACGAGGAGGGGACCACGGCCCUGAUGGUGGCCUGUCGCCAGGGCAACGCUGACAUCGUCAGGCUGCUGCUGGCCCAGCCUGGCUGCCAGGUCACGCUGACUGACAAGGGAGGGAACUCGGCGCUGUCGCUGGCCCACGGGGACAUUGCUGCACUCCUGCGAGCCCACGUGGAGCUCAGCCCGUCCCUGUCGGUGUGAGCAGCCAGGAGGAGCCAGGAUGGGGAGCUGGGAGCCAACAGCUCCUCCCUGAGCAGCCCCACUGUUCAGGAUCCAGAGGGGCCACAGGGCAGGAACCCCCUGUGCCAUCUGAGUGAUGCUCCCUGUCUCCAAUUCUCCUCAUUCAUCCCACUCACACCCCUAAUCUGUGCCUCAAACAACUCCAGACUCUCCCACCCCGGGGUAGAUUUGGCAGGUGAGCAACCAAAACGAAUGAGAAAAGCACAUUAGAAGAGCAAUACUUAAUCUUUUGUAACAUGAGGUUAUGGGUGUCCUUUUAAUCGACUACUUAACUGUAUCUCAUUUAACUUGUACGUUUGUGUCCUAAUAUUUAUUAUCAGCUCUUCUGUGAGUAGUGGCAGGCAGCGAUUACUCAGUGUAUGUAACAACAAACACAAGCUGGAUGGAUUGUGGAAAGCAUAAAAUCCUAUUUCUGUUUGCUUAUGCGGGUCUGAUGUAAGAAUUAAAAAUUAAUGCUCUAGGAAAAUAUUUGAGUAUGCCAGACCCAAACACGCAGACAUUGUUUUGCCUGGAUUUGGAAUUACCAUAUGGCUGUUAUUUUCCCCUAAUUAAGUUUGAGCUAACGGGGAAGCUCAGCCCAUUGACAGGCUGGGCAUUCCAAGCACUGGAAGAUCCCAGCAGAUUCCCAUCCCAGGGUGUGGAAAUGUUGUCCAAGAGCUCCGUGGAGUGGCUGUGCUGGCAGAUGCCUUUUGGACCAGCGUUUGCUCUUUGCUUUGCCUCUGCUCA
Molecule: messenger RNA, 4131 nt
Organism: Sturnus vulgaris (Common starling)
Lineage: Eukaryota; Metazoa; Chordata; Aves; Passeriformes; Sturnidae
Source: RefSeq, a predicted model, not a curated record